Messenger RNA from Amphibalanus amphitrite, 1671 nucleotides. RefSeq names its product probable serine/threonine-protein kinase tsuA. The coding region runs from base 12 to 701 and encodes 229 amino acids. NCBI's taxonomy places the organism in Eukaryota, Metazoa, Arthropoda, Thecostraca, Balanomorpha, Balanidae. The record is from RefSeq and is a predicted model, not a curated record. Gene Ontology annotation, molecular function: hormone activity. The transcript has 5 exons. Gene Ontology annotation, cellular component: extracellular region.
GUCGUUCCACCAUGCUGAAGCUGUGGUUUCUGAUAGCCGCCACUGCCGCCCUGCGUCAAAUCUCUGCGGCACCGGCGGACCUCACCGAGCAGACGUUCGACAACUCCAGGCGACCGCUGUACCUGCGCCUGCCGCCGUUCUACAUCUGUCUGACGCCGCAGUCCGGGCCGCAGUCUGCGCCGCUGUCCGGGCCGCUGUCCGGGCCGCUGUCCGGGUCGCAGUCCGGGCCGCUGUCCAGCCGCCUACCGCCGCUGUCCGGCGCCGUACCGGACAGGCUGACCUGGCCGUGGCUUGGAGGUGUCCGGGAGCCGGUUGGAGGUGGGGAGCAGCAGCAGCAGCAGCAGCAGCAGCAGCAGCAGCAGCAGCAGCAGCAGCAGCAGCAGCAGCAGCAGCAACAGCAGCAGCAGCGAUCGUACAACUCCAGUCCGGAGCAGCCCAAUAGUGCGGUGCAGGUCCCGCACAGAGGAAAGAGAGAGCCGGGCAGCUCGAACCUCUCCAUCAACAACCCUCUACAGGUGCUCCGGCGCCGGGUCAUGCUGGAGCUCGUCCGGCGCCACAUGCAGCAACAGCAGACUAGGAUUAACGCCAACUCGGAGAUUCUGCAUAAGCUUGGUAAGAGGACGGCCGACCGGUACGUGGCCGACGAGCGCCAGUCUUCUGCAGACUUCAUCCAAGUCAGUGAUGCGCUGCUCGACCGAUGAAACGAUAAAACGUUCGAGAGAAGUCGAAAUCAGCCAACUGCAAAACUAGGUACAUAAGAUGAUCUCAAACUACGCUUCAACACGAAGUAGCGUCGUCCGUAACAUCGGCCAGCAUCUUUCCGCCUCAUGUCCUGGGAUUGGAGAGGACGUCUAUUUUUAUCAUAUUGACGGCGUGCACAGUCUUCGGAGCGUGGCGGCCGGUUCGUCUGAGACCAUCAUUACAGCUGGACUGAGGGUCUUCCUGUCUGACAGUAGAUAGAAGGGACAGCAGCCGUCCGACAGUCGACAGAAGAGAAAACAGCCGUCCCACAGCCUGUCAGAGAAGCGGCAUUCCACCAGGAGCGACAGUCAUGACAAUCACCUCAGAACAGAACCGCAUGUGUUGAAUAGACUAAACAUAUUCGCGGCAGCGGCUGCUCGGACGUUUUUUUUUUUGCUUUGCCUCUGUCAAAACAAAAUUACGUGGUAUUUAUGUUGGCUUGAUAAGCAGUGUAACAAAAAUGGCAAUAACUAUAUACGACGUUCAUAUGAAAUAGCUGUACAGUUUAGAGGUCUCUAAGCGAAUGUUCACACAAAUGGCUUUUUGGUUCGAUGACACUAGAAAACAGGCUUGCAUCCUUUCUAGGAUAUACAGUAUACACUAGAUAGAAACUCCUUCUAAAAGUGUCACACGAGUUGACUCCAGCCCGAUUCCGCGUGUUGGGUCUCCCCGCAACCAUCUGCUGUUAGCCUGAGACCGCUUGGUGUUCUCCGAAGUAGGUAUCGAGUUCACAGUGUAUCUGUUCCAUCUUUGACUGUGUGCGAUGUACUUGCGUACCUAUUUAUUGAGCGGCAGAGCGGACGUUACUGGCCUACGUUUUCUUCCGAGAACGUAGCGUUUAGAAUAAACACUUAUAAGUCACCUAUGGGUGUUUAUGUUCAUGUUGGUGAUAUGCGUAACAUGAAUGGAUGAGCAUUAUAGCUGACUUUG